ACCCCUCUGCGGACCAUGACGCCAUACCUCAAAGGAGAAAUCGACAGUUCAGAUCAUGCCUGAAACCACCGUGAAAGCGCCCAAGAAGGGCUCAAAGAAAGCCGUGUCUAAGAGCGUUAGUAAGACCGGCAAGAAAAAGAGAAAGACCAGGAGGGAGAGCUACGCCAUCUACGUGUACAAGGUGCUGAAGCAGGUUCAUCCCGACACCGGCAUCUCGUCCAAGGCUAUGGGCAUCAUGAACUCGUUUGUGAGCGACAUCUUUGAGCGCAUCGCCGGUGAGGCCUCCCGUCUGGCUCACUACAACAAGCGCUCCACCAUCACUUCCAGGGAGAUCCAGACCGCCGUCCGCCUGCUGCUGCCCGGUGAGUUGGCUAAGCACGCCGUGUCUGAGGGCACCAAAGCCGUCACCAAGUACACCAGCUCCAAGUAAACCUGUGGACAAAAAAACAUCAACACAAAGGCUCUUCUAAGAGCCACCCACUUUCUCUGAAGAUAAUUCCUGAUGUCGCUUCGGUCUGAGUUGUUCCGUCACUGUUUAAGCAUUGUGAAUGACAAGAUUUCACAAAAAACAGAAUAAAAAAUUCUAAUGUACGCCUGUCUCAUGUGACUGCCUUAUAAGGUGAAGACACCCUGCCUUUUACAUCUGUAGUGCAAUACCUUGUUGGUCGCAGGGGUUAAAGUUCUCCGGCCCAGCGCCGGAUUUCCGGCGUGGCGAAGUUUCUGUCUGGCCGGCGAUAUUUUUUCGUUGGAUGGUAGGGGAAGGUACCGCCUUUUCCGCCUCUGAUUGGCU
Molecule: messenger RNA, 790 nt
Organism: Epinephelus moara (kelp grouper)
Lineage: Eukaryota; Metazoa; Chordata; Actinopteri; Perciformes; Serranidae
Product: histone H2B 1/2-like
Exons: 1
Coding region: 56-430 (124 amino acids)
Cellular component (GO): nucleosome
Molecular function (GO): structural constituent of chromatin; DNA binding; protein heterodimerization activity
Source: RefSeq, a predicted model, not a curated record